AUGUCAGACAUACUAAAGCUUGUCGUGUCCUUGUUUAUUGUCGGUUUAGUUGGAGUAGGGAUUUUUGAUUAUGUUAAGCUACACGAAGAGAAUGGCUGUGAAAUGACUUGGAUGUAUGAAUAUCCUGAGUAUUUGAAAGUAGAUGUUGGAAGGAAAGUAUCUGAAGCCUAUCCUAAAUAUAACCUUUAUUUAUAUGGAGAGGGAUCCUACGCUGGCAGAAUAAGAAGCCUGAAGUUAGAUGGAGUUCCUGUAUUAUUUAUUCCUGGUAAUGCUGGCAGUUACAGACAAGUGAGAUCGCUGGGUUCGGUGUCAUUAAGAAAGUCAGAAAAUAUCAAAAAUAAAAUACAGUUUAAUUAUUUCUCAAUAGAUUUUAACGAGGAAUUUUCUGGUCUGUAUGGUGGAGUUUUAAAAGAUCAAACAGAAUUUGUGAAUGAAUGUAUCAAGAAGAUAUUAAGUUUCUAUAAAUCUAGUAAAUCUCCACCUUCAUCCGUUAUUUUAGUCGGUCAUUCUAUGGGUGGUGUUAUUGCUAGAGCUUUAUUUACUCUAUCAGAGUUUAAUAUAAACCAUGUAAAUACAAUAAUAACACAAUCUACUCCUCAUCAAUCACCUGGUAUGUAUUAUAGAACCCCAACCCUGCUGAAUGUACCUCAGUAA
This is a messenger RNA of Lottia gigantea (owl limpet), 654 nucleotides long. RefSeq lists its product as hypothetical. Bases 1 to 654 code for a protein of 217 amino acids. Gene Ontology annotation, molecular function: phosphatidylinositol deacylase activity. Lineage: Eukaryota; Metazoa; Mollusca; Gastropoda; Lottiidae. Gene Ontology annotation, biological process: endoplasmic reticulum to Golgi vesicle-mediated transport; GPI anchor metabolic process. The transcript has 7 exons. The record is from RefSeq and is a predicted model, not a curated record. Gene Ontology annotation, cellular component: endoplasmic reticulum.